UUAUGUAUUCACAUAAUAGCAUUAAAAACAUUUAAUGUAGAAAUAUUACAAAUAAUUUAGGAGAAGAAACUUUUUAUUUGGCUGAUUUUUGAGGGGUCACACAGCAUAAAAUGCAUGCGAGGGACUGUUAUUGAAUUGAAUUGAAUAAUGCCACAAGAUUCGAAUUCAUCCAAAUUUCUUUCAGGCUAAACCAAUUUUUCUCAAAAUUUCCUAGCCGAAGGGUGUUCUGGUGUCCAUUUUAAACAUCUUCUUUCGUUACCAAACGUGGUACCAUAAUUUGAAUUGAGAGCACUCAUUAAACGACAACAUCCAAACGUGUCAGGAUGGCGACGGCCAGCUCAGAAGAAAAGGCGUGUCAACGGCCUAGCAACGCAGACCACAGACUGGUCAACAAAACUCUGAGGAAGUUGGAAAAGCUGCACGAAUUGUGCACGGACCCCGGGCUGGGCCUCAGGAACAGCCCGCCUUACCUGCCCGAGCUGGUGCCGGAUACGGCCUCUGCGCUGAGGCGAGUCUGGGAGCCCUACCGAGGCCUCGGGGUGCUGACGGGCCGAGCUCCCGCGGAGGACGAGGCGGCGUACCUCAGGGUCCACGCCAGGAACCUGCUGGAAAAGACGGACAGGGCCUUGCUGCUGUUUAAAGAAGGCAAGGAGAAGAUGUUUGAUGAGACGUCCAGCUACAGGAAGGACUUGACCAAGCUGUCCCUGCUAUUCAGUCACAUGCUGUGGGAGCUCAAGGCUGUGUUUCCGGGUGAUCAUUACCACGGCAACACCUACAAGCUGACCAAGACGGAGGCACGGGACUUUUGGAAGAUUACCUUUGGCAACAAAUGCAUCGUGCGAUGGAGCAGCUUUGCGGAGAAGCUGCGCCGCGUGCACCCGUUCCAGGAGGGGCUGGAGUCUGUGGCCCUCCAGUCCACCGUCGAUCUCACCUGCAACGACCACGUCUCCGUCUUUGAAUUUGACAUCUUCACCAGGCUCUUUCAGCCGUGGAGGUCCCUCCUGAAGAACUGGAACCAGCUCGCGGUCACCCACCCAGGCUACAUGGCCUUCAUCACGUACGACCAAGCCGUGUCACGACUGGAACGUUACCGCCACAAGCCGGGAAGCUACAUCUUCCGUCUGAGUUGCACCCGGAUGGGCCAGUGGGCCAUCGGUCACGUGACCGACGAGGGUGACAUCACGCAGACCAUCCCUGAGAAUACGCCGCUUUACCUGGCGCUCCUUCUGGGCCAAGGCCAGGGCUGUGUCUUCAUGUUUGGCAGCUAUUUGUACCCCGACGGGCAAGAUGUGAACCCGGACCUCAGCACCCUGCACCAACCGGAACACAAAGUAAAAGUCAGGGUCACGCAAGAGCAGUACGACCUUUACCAAGAUGUAGGCAGCUCCUUCCAGCUGUGUAAGAUCUGCACGGAGAAGGACAAAAACACUCGCAUCGAGCCUUGCGGACACCUCGUGUGCAGACGAUGCUUAGACUCCUGGCUGAAAUCAACAGGCCACAAGUGUCCAUUCUGCCGCUGUGACAUCGAAGACACGGAGCCUGUCGAAGUCGAGUCCUACCGGCCGAAACGCAAGGAUGAGGAGGAGGAGGCAGAUGAGAGCGAUAAAGACGACGACCACGAGGACAUUGAGCUGGUGGUGAAGCAAAUGGCCGCACUGAGGAAGACGGCACGUGCAGAUGCUCCAGAGAGAAAGGUCGAUCAGCAAUGACAGACGAGGACACCGGUGGGAUUCGAUGCUGUUUCUCCUUUACACUCCAAGAGGUCAGUUGGCCUCUCAAGACAAGAGAAAUGAUGUUUUACUUAAACGAGUCCUCUGAAAUUGACUGCGUGUGAAGGCAGAGCAGAGCUGAUCCUCAAGUACGGAAGAGCAUCUAGAAGGCAUCCCAAACAUAUUUUUGAAGAAAUAAAUAAUUUAAACUAA
Molecule: messenger RNA, 1922 nt
Organism: Hippocampus comes (tiger tail seahorse)
Lineage: Eukaryota; Metazoa; Chordata; Actinopteri; Syngnathiformes; Syngnathidae
Gene: cblc
Product: Cbl proto-oncogene C, E3 ubiquitin protein ligase
Exons: 9
Coding region: 324-1709 (461 amino acids)
Biological process (GO): cell surface receptor signaling pathway; negative regulation of epidermal growth factor-activated receptor activity
Cellular component (GO): plasma membrane; membrane raft
Molecular function (GO): ubiquitin protein ligase activity; calcium ion binding; SH3 domain binding
Source: RefSeq, a predicted model, not a curated record